AUGUCUGGAGCUAGCAGCAGCGACCAGCAGGAGCUCGUGCUCGCAACCACUUUUCUCCACUCGGGUGGCAACGGCAAGACCUGGGAAGACGACAACAGGACGAUUCUUGACAACAAUGAAGAGACUGAACGUCUUUUCGGCGAGCGCCUAGCUAAAGACCUGAACCAAGUCGGCGUCUUUACUACCGUGCAGUCACUCGGAGAUGAAUAUAGCGCUUGCAAAGGCCUCCGCGAAGGCAACACCAGACAUGGCGACGUUCGAAUUUAUGGUACAAGCAAGGGUAGAGGAUACUACGACGCCCGGUUCGGUUCGAAAGGGUUCUACCCCCACUGGCUCUGGACGAUGUGCGGCGGGAAGUGCUUCUGUUUUCUGUGUGCGGGCAAGAGACUUGGUAGUGAGGGAGAGUAUGCGCCUUUGAUUCAGGAGAUGUUGAAGAGUUUGCCGCCGAUCAGGCUUGUGACAGCGGCGGCAGAAAACACUCAACCUGAUACAGACGUUGCAGCGACUACCGCGUCUCUACCACCUUCACAGGGCGAGCCAGCGGCCAUCCAGUCUGGAGCACGCCUCGAUUCUAUAGUCAAUCUCACGGAGGAGAACGACGACGCGCCAGACGCCCUGCGCUACGCACCCGAUACUGUAGUCCCUGCAACAGCAGAGGGCGCCAUCUCAACAGCACCACCGCAAGUCCUUUCGAAGCGCAGGCGCGACAAUUCGGACGACCAAGACCAGAGCGAGGGCGAAGGACGGAGCGGCUGGAAGAUUGGGAAGAAAAAUACUCCAGGCUUCAUGAUGGAGGAGGAUGACUUUGCGGAGGAUGAGACGUUAGAGGAUUGGCUAAGCGAUCCCUAUCGAUCUCUGAUGGACCCCAUCGAAGCACUAUGGUACGGCGACGAAGGUCCAGAAUUGUAG
Molecule: messenger RNA, 909 nt
Organism: Fulvia fulva
Lineage: Eukaryota; Fungi; Ascomycota; Dothideomycetes; Mycosphaerellales; Mycosphaerellaceae
Exons: 1
Coding region: 1-909 (302 amino acids)
Source: RefSeq, a predicted model, not a curated record